AUGACUUCUCGGUACAGAGUAGAGUAUGCGCUCAAGACCCAUCGUAGAGAUGAGUUUAUAGAAUGGAUCAAGGCGCUCUUGGCGGUUCCGUUUGUUUUGCACUCAGAUGUUGAAAAUUACAGGGAAUUUAUUACUGGAGACGAGGACCACGAUAUUGAAAGAGAACUAGAACAAGAUCGAAAAAUCGCUUUGGAGUGCCGCAAGAGGUACCUGGAGAUAUUUCAGGACGUGGAAAGGCUAAUAGACCACACUAUUGCCGUGGAUAAGUUGAAUCUACCGCAUAGAAGUGAAAGUCGGUUGCGCAAGUUGGUUCCCAGUCUCGGCAAGUUUUUCACGCCAUUGCCGUUGGUAGAAGCUUUUCACAUAGAAGAUGACAGACGAAGGAUCUCUCAGCGCCGAUUGGUUAGUCCGCUGUUCAAUGAUGUGAGAAUGAUUCUUAAUAGUGCCCAGGUACUUGCGCUCACUAAAUUGUACCAAAAAGACGAAUCACGAUUAAAGUUGGUGACAUUUGAUGGAGAUGUAACGUUGUAUGAGGACGGUCAAUCACUCUUGCAAGAUGCUCCUGUUGUUUCCCGGCUUGUAAAACUCUUAUCGUUGGGACUUUUUGUAGGAGUUGUUACAGCUGCUGGGUAUCCUGGUGAACUGGGUGCCCAGCACUACUACUCCAGAUUAGCCGGUUUGAUUGACCGAAUUACCUUGGAUGAUUCGUUGACGAUGGACCAGAGGGAAAACUUGUUGGUUAUGGGAGGAGAAUCCAAUUAUCUUUUCCGGUAUAGCAACGAGAAAAAGAACCUUAGCUUAGUGCCUUCCGAUCAAUGGCUACUUCCCAAUAUGAUCAAGUGGGACAUUAACAAAAUCGAGCAUAUCAUGGCUAGCACCGAGCACCACAUGAAACACCUUCGACUCAAAUUCAAUAUUCAAGACAAAACCACCAUCAUUCGUAAGGAAAGGUCGGUGGGAAUUAUUCCGAAUCCAGGUGAAAAAAUUCUCCGUGAACAUUUGGAAGAGUUAGUUAUCAGCUGUUCUGAUCGUGUAGCUGAAGUCUUGUCUACACUUUACAACGAGCCACGCCGCCGGAGUGUGGUUGGUUCUCAAUCCAAUACCACAGCUGCCAGCGUAGGAUAUUCCGAAAACGAGAUCAAGGUUUGUGCUUUCAACGGUGGGUCCGAUGUGUGGGUGGAUAUUGGCGAUAAGAGUUUGGGAGUGGAAUCUCUUCAAGUUUACUUGUGUAAAGAUGUCAAACACCAUAAAAUAUGUCCGAUCCAAAAAAGCGAAUCGCUUCACAUUGGCGACCAAUUUGCCAGUCUUGGUGCUAACGACUUUAAAGCCCGUCUCAGUGCAUGCACAGUGUGGAUAGCCAAUCCAAGAGAAACCGUGGAGAUUCUCGAUGAUUUAAUUGGUGGAUUUACGGAAAAUGAGAUAACAAAGUUAUCUUAG
Meyerozyma guilliermondii ATCC 6260 is the source of this 1437-nucleotide messenger RNA. It is a transcript of the gene ISN1, whose product is annotated as IMP 5'-nucleotidase. The coding region runs from base 1 to 1437 and encodes 478 amino acids. The transcript has a single exon. Gene Ontology annotation, molecular function: magnesium ion binding. Gene Ontology annotation, biological process: nucleotide metabolic process; inosine salvage; nicotinamide riboside biosynthetic process. The record is from RefSeq and is a predicted model, not a curated record. Lineage: Eukaryota; Fungi; Ascomycota; Pichiomycetes; Serinales; Debaryomycetaceae.